AUGGACAUAGAUUUAAUUGAAAAAUAUAAUAAGAUUAAAGAUAUUUUCGAAAGUGGAUUCAUCACUGAACAUGAGUUUACGAAUAGAAAAAAAGAGUUAUUGGGAGAUCAGUUGGAGUCAUUCGAAAAGAAUUAUAAAAAUGUGAGUGGUAACAACAGCGAUGAGAAUAACAUUCCAGUUUUCGAUUACAGCAGCAAUGCUGGUGGUAAUAGUGAUUCAUUCAAUAACAAUAAUUAUAGUUAUAAUGAAAACAAUUAUAAUAGCUAUAAUGAUAGUAGUAAUUACAACAACCAAUAUAAUAAUUAUUCAACAGCAACAUCUUAUGACUACAAUAGUACCAACAGCAACAAUGAUUAUAAUUCAAAUAAUUACGAUUCAUCAAAUAAUUAUAAUUCAUCAUAUGAUUACAAUAGUGUUACACCAGUUAAAUACACUUCCAAUAAUUUGUUUGGUGAUGACGAAACUGAAGUAGUGUAUCCUAUUAAAGUUGAGAAAAAAGUGAACAAUCUUUUUGAUGAUGAUGAUGAUGAAUCACCUGCCAUCGUCGAGAAGUCACAACCAGCAAAGUAUGCCAAGUCAGCUUUUUCUUUGUUUGAUAAUGAUAGUGAUGAAGAGUCACUUCCAGCUCCAAUCCCAGUUACUCCAGCACCACCAGUUCCAAAGAUUUCACGUGUUAUUCAAGAUAGAUUAACUGAGAAAUCCAAAGCCAAAGUUGAAAUUACCUAUCCUCACCAAGUUAAAGGUUCAUAUAAGAUGUACAAAGAACCAAUUGAUGGUGUUAUUGCAUAUUAUAGAACAAAGGAAUUCUUAUAUCAAUCGAAAUUAACUAGUUUGGAUAACCUAUCUCAGUUGGAUAUGGAAAUCAGUUCAAAAUUCUUUUCAAAGUAUUCAUUGCAAGAGAUCGUAUUGCAACACCACGAGCCAGGCGAUAACAAUUGGUUAACAGACUCUAACAGUUGUAAAUAUGUGUUUGGUGGAAAGAUCUACAAUAUUUUCGAUAAAAAUAUUAAGCCCGGUCACUAUAAAAUCGUUCCAGAUUCAUUCCUUAUGUAUAGAAGAAAUGGUCCAAAGAUUUUUGGUGAAUUCGAAUAUGGUUACUCGAAAGAUUUCCCAAUGCCUCCACAACAUUUCAUUACUCAUAGACCGUUUAGUCAUGAUACCUACCUUGGAUUGUCACAACCUAAUUUUGUACUUAAAUCCAUUGCCAACUAUGACAAUUUAAAUCAAUUCAACAAGAAAUUAUUGUUUAUAAAUCAUUUAAGAAUGCUUCAAUUUAAAGGAUGUAAUAUGUUUAAUGCUGAUAGAAUUAACUUACCGACAGAGUCAGUCAAACUCUCUCAACUUAUCAAGAAUUGUAUAGAUAAGAAAGAAUGUUUCUUUUGUAAAUCAUCUACCUAUAGUGAAUUCCUUUGUUAUCAACAUUUUGAUGAUAAACUUUUGGAGAAAUAUUAUGCAGUUCAAAAGGAAAUGGUUCCUUCAAAUAGCGAUGAGGUUGAUGCAGAGAUUAAAUCCGAUGAUGUUAGAGAUUAUAGUAAAGAACCAAAGUUUUGUUAUGCACUUCCAGAGGAUUUAUUCGGUUCGAAAGCUUUUAGAAUGAAUAACAAAUAUUUGUAG
Molecule: messenger RNA, 1614 nt
Organism: Heterostelium album PN500
Lineage: Eukaryota; Evosea; Eumycetozoa; Acytosteliales; Acytosteliaceae
Exons: 6
Coding region: 1-1614 (537 amino acids)
Source: RefSeq, a predicted model, not a curated record